This is a messenger RNA of Hydractinia symbiolongicarpus, 2441 nucleotides long. RefSeq names its product potassium voltage-gated channel subfamily A member 2-like. Gene Ontology annotation, cellular component: membrane; voltage-gated potassium channel complex. Gene Ontology annotation, biological process: potassium ion transmembrane transport; protein homooligomerization. The record is from RefSeq and is a predicted model, not a curated record. Bases 1079 to 2362 code for a protein of 427 amino acids. Gene Ontology annotation, molecular function: delayed rectifier potassium channel activity. Lineage: Eukaryota; Metazoa; Cnidaria; Hydrozoa; Anthoathecata; Hydractiniidae. The transcript has 2 exons.
GUAACUCAUUAAGUAAACAAAACAAAAAAAAUUAUUAUUUUGACACAGUCAUCAUGCACGUUUAUUUAUUAUUUAAUUAGAAAAUGUCCAAAUAAGUUUGUUAAAAAAAAAACCAUGAAAUGUUUGGAAAAAGUGGGGAAGCUAAACUACGAUUUUGUUAUAACUAAAUAUAGCUAAAUCGUACGGCGAUUUCAGAACAGACAGAGAUCAAUUUUGGAUAACAUUUCUUCGUGGCUCUAUUUUCUCUAAUGGCUUAUUCGAUGCUGUCCUAACCUAUUUUUUUUGAAAAUAAUUCUUUUAAAAAUUUUUGUCCCAAAAGUUGUGAAAUUGGUCACUUUCGCCAGAAAUGUCAUUAGUCGAAUAUGGAAGGUAUGUGUUUAUACCGACUAAAUUAUAUUUGCAUUUCCCAAUAAUAAUCUAAUAAUGGCACACGUCUUUACAAUUAAAGAUUUAAGAGUUUCUUGUAUCUAAAUCUCUUUGUUUUUAUAAAAAGGUUGUUUUAUCCUGCAAGUAAACACAGCUCUAAUAAUUUUUAAAAGACUUAGCUAAGAAAUAGUACAAUCUGUCAAUUCUGCGGACGAGCCCCUCAGCUCCUUACACUUCGGUGCCAAAUAAAAGAGGACUGGGAAAAAAUUUUUGCGCACUAAACACAAAAAAACAACAAACAAACAAAUAAAUAAGAAAAUAACGCUAUAAAUCUUUCAGGAAAACUGAGAUAAACUUUUAUGAAUGAUAAUGAUGAUAAAUGAUCAUAUAUUAUUAAUUAUUGCAUAUGUGAACUUCAGCUACACGAGCUGCCAACAAAGGGCAUCCAAACUGAAUAAACGAGACCCUUUCUUUUUAAAGAGAGACGAGCAAUUAAGAAUUUUCUUUUCAACAAAAACAUGAAAUAAAGAUUCAAAAAGCAUAAAUUAAAAAACAGUAUCCGCUUAAUAAAACAAACAGAAAAACUUCAUCCACGCGGCUUCGUCUCUGUUUAUUCCGUUUUGGAUUUUGAGAAAAAAUAAAAAAGAAAGAAUUAAUAUUUUUUGUAACGUUUUAAAUAAAUAGUGGAUAAGAUAUUUGAAAAGCCUUGAAGAUGUUGAAUGUAACGAAACUUACCAGCUAUGGAAAGCUAGCAAGAAAAAGGAGAUUUCUGGAUAUUUUGCGUUCUAAAAUUUUAAACAAACAGAAGAAGCAGACUGAUACAGAUAUGCUGCAACCGAACACUCGCAUCUUUCUUAACAUCAGUGGCUGCUUGUACGAAACGUUUGAGAGAACCUUGCGACGCUUUCCAACAACAUUACUUGGAGAUAAAAAACGAAGAGAAAAGUUCUACAUGCAGAAUGAUAACUUUUACUUUUUUAACCGCUCACGCGCAGCUUUUGACGCCAUUUUGUAUUACUACCAAUCAAAUGGAUGCCUUGUUCGGCCGCCAUGGAUACCGAUGGAACAAUUUGAGUUUGAAUGUAUAUUCUACGAGUUGGGAGAGGAUGCAAUUAAAUCAAUGAAAGAAAGAGAAGGAUACGACCCACAAAGAAAGUUAGUUACCAGACCUCGACAAAUAGGGCACACAUUAGAAAUUUUGUGGGAUUUUUUCGAGUAUCCAGAGUCUUCUCUUUACGCAAGAAUUUACGCCUUCGUGUCUUUACUUUUCAUUAUAUUUUCCGUCAUACUGGAUUGUUUUGAAACUUCUCCUGGCAUUAAACUGCAUCAAAGACAUGACAUUGCACUAUUUGACCCAUGGGACCAUUUUAAGUUAGCACUAAAUAUUUUCUUUGCCGUGGAAUUUACACUUAGGUUUGUUUCCUCACCCAACACAAUUCACUUUUUAACAUCGCUUUCCAACGUCGUCGACUUUUUGGCCAUAUUUCCAUCUUUUUUAACUUAUUUGCUAAAUAAAGAACACGUUGAAAGCAUCCUGUUCAUUCGGGUGCUGAGAACUUUUCGAAUCCUACGGCUGAUCCGAUUAUCAAAGAGCUUCGAAACUCUCUCAGUUGUGCUGCAUAUCUUAUCAAAAAGUUUGUCGGAUUUACUUAUGCUUAUAUUCUGCAUGCUUAUUUCGUGUGUAGUGUUCGGAGGAAUAAUAUAUUAUACAGAACUGGGAGCUCCAGAAACACCAAUAACAAGUAUACCUGAAGGAAUGUGGUUGGCGAUGCAAACUGUUGUUUCCAUUGGUUACGGCGAUAUUGUUCCAGCUUCAUCUUUGGGUAAGUGCGCAGCCGCAGCCACAGCGGUUGUAGGCGCACUCACAAUGACAGUUCCGUUGCUUUCACUUGGUGGUCGGUAUUUUUCAAUCUACACGAAAACAUAUGAUGUUUCACUCAGCCCCGACUUGAUAUCAACGCCUGGGCCGGGUGUGAAGGUUAAGAAAUCCAAAUAAAACAUAGACAAACAUUGUUUACCAUCACUUGUGUAAUAUAUUUGCUUUGUUAUUAUUUAACGUCUUAAAUUCCUUACAA